AUGGCUUCCAAACCUUCUCUCCGGCCGGAGAUGGAGGUGUCUGCCUCCAGGUUCCGCAUCGACUCCCUGCUCUCCCUCAGGCCGCCCGGGGCGCUCCUGUCCCGGGCAGAGGUUCCGCAGCUCAGCCCUGGGGGCAGCAGCGGCUGCUCGGCGCCUCCUUCCCCGCGAAGAGAGCCCGUUCCUCGGCUGGACUCUCCGCCGCUGCCCGGUCACCUGCAGCAGCUCCAGCCCCGCACCGUCAGCUCCUCCUUCCUCAUCCGGGACAUCUUAGCGGACUGUCGGCCCUACUCUGACCCGGGACUGGUCUACCCUGACCCGGGACAGCCCGAGCUAGAAGCCGAGCCGUUCCAGUCCGGACCGGAAGAAGACUUUCAGGAUAAAAGUCACAGCAGCUCGUCUUCAGACUCUGAGUCCAGAGGGCAGGGCGGGGCCUCAGACGCUGUGACGGAGCGUCUGAAGAAACCUCGUAAAGCUCGGACGGCGUUCAGCGACCAGCAGCUGUCGAGGCUGGAGAGAAGCUUCCAGAAACAGAAGUACCUGAGCGUUCAGGACCGCAUGGAGCUGGCGGCGUCUCUGCAGCUCAGCGACACGCAGGUGAAGACCUGGUACCAGAACAGGAGGACGAAGUGGAAGCGUCAGUCGGCCGUUGGUUUGGAGCUUCUGGCUGAAGCCGGCAGGAUGUUCCUGCCCACACACUUCCUGUACCCUCCGGCCCCGCCCACACUGGACCUUUACUUGUACCGAGGCCACGCCCCCCAACACCACCACCAUCACUCAGCCCCGCCCCUUCUGCCCCGCAUACUGACCCACACUGAGCCACACCCUCGCUGACAGCAGGAGACUGGGAGGACUGGGAGGACUGGGAGGAACUCGUGGAAAUCUUUUUGAUUCAAGAGAACAAAGUCCUAAAGACAUUUUUGAUCCUUUUUUACUUCAGGAACUCGAUGAAACAUUUGUAUUGUCGCUGGUUCUGGUUUUUACCGUCUUCAGGUCCUGAACCAAACCGGACUCUGAUCAGAAGGUGACGAUGACUGCACACCAACAGGUCAGAGGAAGAGAUGAUGAUCACGACUGGUUCAAGGACGUAAACAAACAAAAUAAACCUUGUUUCAGUGCUGCGUCUGUACGGGGCAGGACAGCAGGAGGACGACCUGUCCUUUGAAGAGGACGGAGACAAAGGGACACGUUGAGACUCCGGCAGUUUGUGGAGAAGAGACGACUCAGCCAAACGACACGGGACAGAUUUCAGCCAGAAAAACACUGAACUCACUGCAUUAAAUCUGAGACAGAGACACGU
This is a messenger RNA of Epinephelus lanceolatus (giant grouper), 1297 nucleotides long. RefSeq names its product BarH-like homeobox 1a (gene barhl1a). The record is from RefSeq and is a predicted model, not a curated record. Lineage: Eukaryota; Metazoa; Chordata; Actinopteri; Perciformes; Serranidae. Gene Ontology annotation, molecular function: DNA-binding transcription factor activity, RNA polymerase II-specific; DNA binding. Gene Ontology annotation, biological process: regulation of DNA-templated transcription.